Molecule: messenger RNA, 4557 nt
Organism: Tachysurus vachellii
Lineage: Eukaryota; Metazoa; Chordata; Actinopteri; Siluriformes; Bagridae
Gene: ptk2bb
Product: protein tyrosine kinase 2 beta, b
Exons: 31
Coding region: 188-3205 (1005 amino acids)
Biological process (GO): signal complex assembly; protein phosphorylation
Cellular component (GO): cytoskeleton; focal adhesion
Molecular function (GO): protein tyrosine kinase activity; ATP binding
Source: RefSeq, a predicted model, not a curated record
GCAAGUUGCAGUGGAGAACAAGGAAGUACGAAGUGCAAGUCAAGCUGAGGUGUGGCCUGUAAGUCACUUCACCUCCAUCUACCUGAAGACGGGACGAGUGGCACCGCUAACAGGGACUCUUCUAAUGCGCUUUACAAGGAGUGGCGUGGGUGUAAUGGUGUGCUGUUUGCCAUAAGCAUUCUUCAAAAUGGCAGGUGAUACCAACACACUGUCAUGGAGGGUGCUAAGCCCAGACUUUGAUGGGCCCAAAUCACCUGUGUUUGCCCUUGCUGGAGAGAAAGGCCCUGUGAAAAUCCUUAAAGUCUGCUUCAGCAGCAGCAACAACCUAAAAAACUUCAAACUUGUCAAGUGCGAUAGCUCCUGGCAGAUAAGGGCCAUCAUCCAGUCCAUCCUGAUCAGUGGCCGUUUGGGACCUAAUGUACAGAAUGCCAGUUGCUUUGGCCUGAGACUCAAACAUCUGAAGUCUGAGCAGCAUCACUGGCUACAUCCUGAUUUGACUGUAGGUGAGGUAGAGCAGCGCUAUGAAAAACUCCAUGUGGAGGCAGAGUGGAGAUAUGACCUGAGGAUUCGCUACAUACCAGCUAAUUUCUUGGAGAAGUUUAAAGAAGACAGAACGUCACUGUUAUAUCUUUAUCACCAGGUUCGCAGUGACUACAUGCAGCACUACUCUAGUAAAGUCAGUGAUGGUAUGGCAUUGCAGCUGGGUUGUCUGGAGAUCAGGAGGUUUUACAAAGACAUGAAUGCCAAAGGCCUUGAGAAGAAGUCCAAUUUUGAAUUGUUAGAGAAAGAUGUCGGACUAGACCUUUUUUUCCCACAGAAACUGAUUGACAGUAUGAAACCGAAGCAGCUCAGGAAGAUGAUCCAGCAGACGUUUCAGCAAUAUAGUACACUCAAAGAGGAAGAGUGCAUGGUCAAAUUCUUUAAGACCUAUGGGGAAUUCAUUAAUUUUAAUGAAGAGGUUUUUCCUUGUGAACUAGUGCAAGGCUGGAGUCUAACAGUGGAUUUAGUCAUCGGAGCAAGAGGUAUUCGCCAACGCGCACAAAGCGAUUCAUCGACAGUUUGUCUAGCUGAGUUUAAACAGAUCCGAAGUAUUAAGUGCACUGCACAAAGUGACACCAAAUCUCUGCUAGACAUUGACAUCAAGGGAGCUAAACAGCCCUUCUCAGUCAAUGUGCCUACGUUAGCAAUGGCAGAGAACAUGGCUGACCUGAUCGAUGGCUACUGCAGGUUGGAGAACAACACCGAUUCAUCAUUAAUAUCUCGGCCCAAUAAAAAUACAGAGCUCCGUAACUCCCUUCCUGCCAUCCCCUCAUGUCUAGGGUUGCCUGAACCAUCAAAAGAUAAUGAACGGCACAGUAGGAAUUCUGAUAUAUACUGUGAAAUUAUGGAUGAAAAACCUCCACCUCCUGCGGUGAAAUACGGAAUCUCGAGAAAGUCCAUCGUUUUGGGACGUAUUUUGGGCGCAGGUUUUUUUGGAGAGGUCUUUGAAGGAGUUUACACAAAAGAGAAUGGUGAGAAGAUCAAAGUGGCUGUAAAGACCUGUAAAGAGUGCUCACCUGAUAUCAUGGAUAAAUUCAUGAGUGAAGCAGCUUUAAUGAAAAAGCUGGACCACCCUCAUAUAGUGAGUCUGAUAGGUAUUAUAGAGGAAGAACCUGUGUGGAUCGUCAUGGAGCUCUACCAGUACGGUGAGCUUGGAGAUUACUUGAACAAAAACCAGAACACUUUGACCAAUGUCACACUAGUCCUGUUUAGCCUACAGAUCUGCAAAGCUCUGGUUUACUUACAGGGAAAGAACAUGGUACACAGAGACAUCGCUGUGAGAAAUGUGCUUGUCGCCACACCAGACUGUGUGAAGCUCGGUGACUUUGGCCUAUCCAGAUACAUAGAGAAUGAGGAAUAUUACAAAGCUUCUGUUACACGAUUGCCAAUCAAAUGGAUGGCCCCUGAGUCCAUAAACUUCCGUCGGUUCACCACAGCCAGUGACGUGUGGAUGUUUGCUGUCUGCAUGUGGGAGAUACUGAGUCGGGGGCAGCAGCCUUUCUUCUGGCUGGAGAACCGAGAAGUUAUUAACCAGCUGGAGACGGGCAUCAGACUGCCCAAGCCGGAGCUGUGCCCUCCUGCCCUGUACUCACUCAUGACCCGCUGCUGGAGCUACGACCCCAACGAGAGACCCACCUUUACUGAACUUGUCUGCAAAAUCAAUGAUGUUCACAAAAUGGAGAAGGACCUGGAAGCAGAGAAGGAGAGAGACAGACAAAGAGCCACCAGGUUUCUAGAGCCCAAGUUCAACUUUAGUGAACCACCUCCAAAGCCCUCAAGACAAAACCCUGGUCGUUUUGGGAAUACCCUCAGCAUCGGUCUGCACAUCCAGCUAAGCGAGGCUUUGUGUGCCAGCUCUCCGGAUCUGGUUAGUCCAGGUGAUUAUCAGUCUCCUGUAGACUCCACCAACAACCUCGUAGUUCCCAGCAUGACUGUUCGGCGCCUCAGUCUUGGAGAGGGGGAGUUCAGCGUAGGACCAUCCAGCAUGGAGGACGCCCAGCGCCUGUGGCAGUUAGAAAAGGCGCGGAUGCAGGAGACCAUAACGAAACAGAAAGAUGAGAUGGUGGAGGAUAAACAGUGGCUGGAGAAAGAGGAGAAACUUCUGGACCCUAAAAUAUAUGAGAGCAAAGUUGUUGUGAUGGAACCAGACCCUCAGCCGAAUAACAAUGAACAAAAGCCCCCUGAAAAGCCCCCAAGAAUUUCCGUGCAGCCUGCCCCAACAGCAGAGCUAGAUCGCUCUGAGGACAAGGUGUACCAGUGUGUCAUGGAUCUGGUUAAAAUGGUAGUGCAGCUGAAAAAUGAUGUGAACACACUACCAUCCUCUGAGUACAUAUCCAUAGUCAAGUCUGUUGGAAUGACGUUGAGGGAUUUAAUUUCCAGUGUUGAUGACGUUCUUCCCUCUGUACAAGGAGCUAUAAGGACUGAGAUUGAGGGCACACAGAAGCUGCUGAAUAAGGACAUGGCGGAGCUGAUUGGUAAGAUGCGGCUGGCCCAACAAAACGCCAUCACCUCUUUGAAGGAGGAGUGCAAGAAGCAGAUGCUGGCAGCAGCUCACACGCUGGCCAUGGAUGCCAAAAACAUGCUGGAUGCAGUUGACCAGGCGCGUGUGCGUGCCAACCUGGCCAAGCCCAAACCUGAGAAUGCAGAUUCCAAUGAUACAGACUAGAGAGAGAGAGAGAGGGAGGGAGGGAUAAAGAGAGAGAGAGACAGAGAGAGAGAGAGACAGAGAGAGAGAGAGAGUCCGGUUCAGUAUACUCACACAAACAGUCUGAUUCAUCAUCUCUUUUCUAUGCCGUCAAAACGGGUACUGUUCUAAUUCAGAUAUACACAUCAUGUAAAUGGUCACUAAGAGAGGUAUUUAAGUUCUAAUUAUGUAGCUUCAAUGGAUUUUAAAGGUACACUACAUUCUCUUGGUACAGAAUAUAUAUAUACUGGGGUAAUAGUGUCAAUUUUAAUACUCCUUUUGUUUUAUUGUAUCCUGAAUAUGGAUUGUGCCUGAAAUAAAUGGCUGAUUAUAAAUUAUACUAUCACUUCAAAUUAAUUUUCAUUUUAGUCAGGAACCCCGACUGUCUCAGGACACUGGACAACUACAAAGUCUAGCUCCAAGAAAUAUAAUCUUCGAUAUAGGCGAGUUAUGGGGCAUAUUUUAGUGUGAACUAAAUUUCUUGGCGAAAUUUUGGACUCAGUUUCAUCUAUAUUCUGGAGAGCAACCUCGCUUCUCUACAGUGAAGUAAUAUAUUUCCCUUCAGUUUCCUGUUCUGACCUGCCAGCUGCUGAUACAAUCGAAUACAUGCCUUAAAUUCAGUGGCAGUGUGUUGCCGUAUAAAGGGAUGAUUAGCUCUAAUACUAUUAGUGUAAAACUUUUUGCAAACAGUCAGUGGUCAAGACAGAUCUUUACUAAUAUAUAGAGCAAAAGAAAGAGUCUUCUUUCAUAUUCUUUCUCAAAUCUGUACGGUUCAAGGAUAUGUGACGACAUAUUUAGAAGCAAGAGUUAGAUCAAAUUUGAUCAGGUUUCAUAAAUGACAUGUUAGUAUCGAGUCUCGAGUUUUUUUGUACAUUUUUGCAACAAACUGAGCUAAUAAAAUGACAAUAAAAUAAAUGGUCUCAUAAUGAACAUUUGUAUGGCGUUAAAAACAAUUUGUAGAUGUGUCUGUGGGUGUUAUAUUACUAGUGUUUUGAAAUAAUUAUCGAAUUAUAUAAAAUCUCUGGGUCUUAGUUUAUUAAGUACUUUGAUUAGUGAUGAUGAAAAAUGUCUGAUUUCACAAACACAAGGCAUAAAAAGAGAGUGCGUAAUUCAUCUGAAAAUGUGACGAAUGAUCAUUAGCAAAAUGUAUAAACUUAGAAAGUGAAACAAUUAACAAUUGCAAAAUGUUUAUGAUGUUUCGGUUGAAGAGCUUGUAGUUUUAAAUCGUUUGCCCUGUAUUUUGCAGCUCGUUUAUUUGUGUAAAGUGAAUUUUGUACAAGACUGUCAUUCAUUUCAAAAGAAUAAAAUCAACAGUGAAAUUCUGCCUGUAUAAA